UCUGCAUACCACGUCAUCACACUUUGCCGUGACCUUUUAUAAGUCCGCCUUGAAAUAUUGACUCGAAGUUAAAAUUGGGAAAGUCCAUCAAAAUUAGGGAUAAAGACUUCCAUUCGAAUAUUUUAAUUUGGAACAUAAAGUACACGUGGGCAAAGGAUGCGGAGGCAAUGGAACACGAAAUCAAUAAUCAUUAUAUUAGUCUGUACUGGAUUUGCACUAUGGGUUAUCUUUCGGGAACACGAUGUAGAUCAAAGAACCAAUCAAAAAAGAGAGAGCGUGAAAUUCAUUGACCAUAUUCAUAUUCCAAAAACUAAGCUUCAAAAAUAUCUGUUGCAACCAUAUGGAAAAAUUCAAAAUAUAGAAAACAAAGACAGACAUUAUUCACAGGUCAAACAGGAUGAAGUCGUUUACGAAAUCCUUCAAAAGAAAGGAGGUUUUUUUCUUGACAUUGGUGCACAUGAUGGACAGUUUAUGUCCAAUACUCUUUGGUUGGAAAGACAACACGACUGGACUGGACUUUUGAUAGAAGCAAAUCCUGAACUUUGCAAAAGUAUCGAUAAAUUAAAACGAAAUGCAUGGCGUUUGUGUGCUUGUCUAUCCAAUACUCAAGACAGUGUUUCUUUUAUCAAAGGUGGUGGUGUAGGUGGUAUCGCUGACAAUAUUGAUGAGCACCACAUGAAAAUGUUAGAUCGAAAGAACAAAAUCACCGUUCCAUGUUUUGCUUUGGAACAGAUCUUGAAGACGAUUGGCGUCAAUCAUAUUGAUUUUUAUUCUCUAGAUGUUGAAGGGGCAGAAAUGGCAAUUUUGAAUUCCAUGAAAUCUGGUCUUAAAGAUGGAGUGUAUACAGUGGACGUGUGGGCUAUUGAGUACAGAGUAUGGGAUGGCCACCAGAUUGUUGUUGAAAAAUCAAAAGAAAACUUGAAUGCAUUAAGAAAAUAUUUCAAUGAACUCGGUGGCUACUUCGAACAUUCGCAGUUAUCUACCGAUAGUAAUAACAAAGACGGGUACGCUCUUGACGUUGUAUUUGUUCGUACAAGCCAAUGGUGUAAAACAAGAGAAAAAUUUCCAAAUGGAACCAACUGUCUAAGAAAGGAUAAAACAUCGCGCAUUAAGGAUUAUCUUCUUCCUCCUCACCCCUAUCAAGAAGUAAAAGACGCAGACAAGCGAUAUUCCCAAGCCAAUCAGGAUCAGGUCGUUUACGACAUAGCUCAGAAAGAAAGUGGGUUCUUUGUAGAUAUAGGAGCUCAUGAUGGACAACUAUAUUCAAACUCACUAUGGCUAGAAAGGCAACACGGGUGGACAGGACUUCUUAUAGAGGCUAACCCGGAUUUAUGUCGAAAGAUCGAUAAACUAAAACGGCAUGCAUGGAGACUCUGCGCAUGCCUUUCCAGUACUUUAGAAAAGGUGACUUUUAUAAAGGGCGACACGGUGGGUGGUGUGGAGAAUCACAUUGAUAAACAUCACAUGAAAAUGCUAAACAGAACUGACAAAGUCACUGUCCCUUGUUUUAGCUUGGAGGACGCGCUAAAUGUGAUUAAAACCUAUCAUAUUGAUUUCUAUUCUCUAGAUGUUGAAGGAGCAGAGAUGGCGGUACUUGAGUCUAUGAGAGAUGGACUCAAAUCACACCGCUUUACAGUGGAUGUAUGGUCGAUUGAAUAUCGCGUGUGGGACGGAAAACAAGUUGUUUAUGAAAACUCCUUGGAAAAUUUGAACUCUCUGAGGCGGUACUUUAAGGAAAUUGGAGGCUAUAGUGAACAUUCCCAACUUUCUAACGAUAAAAACAUCAAUGAUGGCUAUGCAUUAGAUGUGGUGUUUGUAAGAAAUGAAAUGUAUUGUAAAAGGCAUGAUGAAUUACCGGACGGCACUGCAUGCAAAUUUUAAAUUAACUCACAUAACGAAUGGAGAGGAAUCAUAUUUUUGACACUUUUGCGUUUGGAAGUGAUUAAACUUUAUAUGGACAGGGAUAUACCUUCCAUUGUCAUUUUACAUCUACUUAUGGUUUUCUUUACUCUUAUAUAUAAAGUCAAAAUUUUCUUUCGGGUGUAUUUAAUGAAAACAAUUUUUUUUGCAUGACUGAAAUAAUAUAUGCGUGUGAUUUCAAAAUAUUUCUAUUGUACUAAACAUAAUUUACAACUUAUAUUGGCAGAAGUUUUGUAACUUAGAUUGCCCUCUACCAAUGCAAAUAUUGGACAAAAUUUAAAUCUUCGAUAUCAAUCGAAAUUGAAAAACGUAGACAAGUGAUAUUCCUUAGAUAAUCAGGAUCAGGUCGUAUACGACAUCGAUUGGAAAGCAUGCGUGUUUUGUGGAAAUAGGAGCUCAUGAUGGACUAGAAAGGCAACAUAUGAGGACGGGACUUCUUAUUGAGGCCAUCCAGGAUUUUAGUCAAAAGACCUACACUAUAUAGUAAACUGAAACCUCACGCAUGAUGGGGGAUCACAUGUACACAGGACGUCACGUUGAGAAGAACACAACAAUUUUAAACAAGGAUAACAAAAUUACCCUCCCUUGUUUAAGUUUGGAAAGAGCGUUGAGUGGUAUGAACAUCUAUUAUUUUGAUUUCUAUUUUCUAGAUGUUGAAGGAGCAGAGAUGGCGGUACUUGAGUCUUAAAGUAGUAAAGGAAAUACACCGCUAUCUAGUGAAUAUGUAGUGGAUUGAAUAUCGUGUGCUGAAUAGUAAAUAAUUAAAAUAAUGUUUAUGGAAGGUACUUAAAAAAAAUAAUCUCCUUCAAGGAAAUAAGUUGCAAAUAUUUACAACUUUUUAACGAUGGAAAUACCAAUACUGGCUAUGCACUAGAUGUGGUAUAUACAAUACUAUUGGCCAAUACGCAGGAAUCCAGAAACAAUCAGCCGAUUGAAGUUUUUUUUAUCUCAUUUGAUGUGUUUUCCUUUGCUGUAAAUAUAUUUUUUUUUGCUGUGAAUUCUGAUACAUAUUUUUUUCUUUUGAUAUUGAAAUCUUAUUGUGUUAAAAAGAUUGUAAUAAAAACAAAUCUCCAAAUCUACGUUUUUGAUACAGUAAAUACAUAAUACCUAAUAGAGACAAGGUGGUCACCCAAUAAGACACCAGAUUAGAUAUAUAUAUUUUUUAAAUUAUAGCCUUCCUAUUAUUUAGUAGGACAAAUUCAUACAUUUUAUCUAUUAAUUUUUUAUAUAUGUUCCUUUAUUUUCAUGCAGAGCUCCUCUACUUUCAAAGAUAAAUAAUUUUGAAAUGGCAACGCCCACCAAUUGCAAGCCCUCUUAAGGUACAUCACUACACCUACACUUAAACUUUUUAAGACACUACGUCACAAGAUGGCGAUUUUAAUUUUUUUUUGUUUAACAUUUUAU
This is a messenger RNA of Magallana angulata, 3324 nucleotides long. RefSeq lists its product as uncharacterized. Lineage: Eukaryota; Metazoa; Mollusca; Bivalvia; Ostreida; Ostreidae. The record is from RefSeq and is a predicted model, not a curated record. Bases 157 to 1881 code for a protein of 574 amino acids. The transcript has 2 exons.